AUGGCCCAGGUGCGGUUGGUGGUGGUUCCCAUCUUCCGGCGUCAUUGGCUGUUCUACGUGUCGGCGACCGGCGGGGAGGGUGGCGCCCGACCGGGGCUGGCGGCCAAGGAGAUACCCAGGGGCUGGGGAGCGGGGUUGUUCCUGGAGGAGAGGAUGCAGCGCAUAGCGGACAGGAUCCACAGCACGCUGAGGCAGCGCGUGGUGAAGAUGUGGUCUGAUCUCGAGAAGGCCCGCGAGGGCACCAUGAUGAACCGCAUGUACAGGCUGGCUCAGUCCGUGCUGUCGCGGGAGGACCCGCAGGAGGGCGCCCUGCGGGCGAUCCCGCCCGUGGUGAAGGACAUGGAAAUAAUGCACCCGGCCAGCGUGCCCGAGGCCCUGGUCAGGAGGCGCCUCAUGUUGAUGGCAAGGGAGAGGCUUUAUGUCCACCAGAGGGGAAUGAUUGGCUGGGGUCUGCUGCUGACACCUCUGCUACCAAUAUUGAUAACACCGGCACCCAAUUUCCCCAUCUACUAUGCAGUCUACAGAUUGUACUCCCAUUACAAAGCACGGGGGGGAUGUAAGGCCAUUUGCUCGGGAUUGGACCACCUCAGGGCGCAACAGAUCGAGGCCAUGAGGUUGAGGCUUCUGGAUAUGGAGAAGACUGGGCAUGUCUUCCCCAACGGCUCAUGGGCAGCAAGAGUGCUCAGAGAUGAUAAAGGGUACUUCGACCUGCUUGAAAGGGCCAACACAUAUCGGCAGGAGAAGCCCCUGGAGUGGGUGCCACGUUUUGUUGCCAGCGCAACACUCGAGGAGAUUGUGCAGCCGGCCAUGAGGAUGCGCAGGCCGCUGCCCGACGAAGCAGCAAUGAAGCUGGGGCAGCAGCUCGAGAUCCCAGGCCUGAUGGAAUAUGUGGCCAGGGCGCGGAGGCGAGCAGUGGGGUCGAUGUUUCCGACGUCGGUGGAGUAA
Messenger RNA from Ostreobium quekettii, 945 nucleotides. NCBI's taxonomy places the organism in Eukaryota, Viridiplantae, Chlorophyta, Ulvophyceae, Bryopsidales, Ostreobiaceae. The record is from the annotation of a GenBank genome assembly.